AUGAACACAACCUACCUCAUGUACGCCGUGGUGCUUGCGGCUCUCGCGGGCGGCGUCUACUGGUACAUGUACAUGCGGAACCCCACCACGGAGGCCUACGUGCCGUACCAGACCCACCGGCAGAUGCCGGCCCCCACAAUCCCACAGAACACUCUGCGGUGCACAAAGGUCCCCGGCAGCAGGCCGUCCGACUGCCGGUACUCCACCACCGAGGUCGUGCAGCCGGCGGUCACGGGCGCGGACGCGCUCGUGGGCCAGAUGGGACACACACCCAUCGAGUACGGGUACGGCGAGCAGGCGCCCGGCGGCGGCUGCGGCGGCGGGUACGACCCGACGUGCGGCGUGCAGGACACCCAGGACAUUAUCAUUGACCGGAACCUGGUGUCGCUGCCGCGGCGCUCGCGCAACUCGGCCGUGGCCGACUUCUUCAGGGGCGACAUCCCGAUCGAGCCCAUCCACGCAAACCUCAAGGACCCCUCGUGCCCUAUCGUCUGCCGGCCGCGCGCCGACCCCACCAGGGACCUGCACGCCGGGCUCGGGAGCGUGAUCUACGAUGCGGGGCUGGACCGGGAACGCCGUGCGCUCAUUGACCGAUACGAGCAAACGUGCUAG
This is a messenger RNA of Sphaeroforma arctica JP610, 612 nucleotides long. RefSeq lists its product as hypothetical. Bases 1 to 612 code for a protein of 203 amino acids. The record is from RefSeq and is a predicted model, not a curated record. Lineage: Eukaryota; Ichthyosporea; Ichthyophonida. The transcript has a single exon.